AAUUCCAUUAUUAGCCGGCUAGUCGAUGGUGAAAUUGCUUCUACGUUCUGUAUUUAUACGAUUCUCGUGUAGGAGGAAAGAUUUAGUCUGAAAGCAGAGAGUGGUGCGAGUAUGAAGUUAGGACGCGCAAUUUGUGCUUUUGGUUGAAUUAACUACGUUACUCGUGUUUACAUUUUUUUUUAUUAGAAAUGUGGAUGGUGUUAGGCUUAAUAGCUCUUGGCACGUAUAUCGUUGUCAAAUGGGUUUCGAAAAAUUUUGAUUUCUUUGAAAAACAAGGAGUGAAAUUUGUGAAACCUUACCCUCUCAUUGGGACGAAUACAUGGCUGUUGGGACGAGAAAAUAUCGCUGUAAUUUUAAAGAAGUUCUAUGAUCAGUUCCCGAAUGAAAAAAUUUUCGGUCUUUUUAACUUUGCUGCUCCAUUUUAUGUGAUUCGUGAUCCAGAUUUGAUAAAACACUUAGCAGUUAAGGAAUUCGAAAACUUUUCAAAUCAUAUGAAAUUUGUAGAUACAAAUCAUGAUGAAUUCUUUGGAAGUAUGUUGACAACGUUACGUGACAAAAAAUGGAAGGAAAUGAGAAGCGCAUUGAGUCCAAUUUUUACUGGAAGCAAAAUGCGAAUGAUGUUCGAGUUAAUGUCUGAAGUGGGUGAAGAAAUGUCUGAGUAUUUCUGGGAAAAAUAUUCUAAUCAAGGGCCAGUUGCAUAUGAUAUCAAAAACAUUUUUUCACGCUUCACAAACGACGUUAUUGCAACAUGUGCAUUUGGAGUUAAAUGCGAUUCAUUCAGGGACCCCAGCAAUGAGUUCUUUAAGAUUGGCCAGAGUUUCGUGAGAUUUUCAAGUCCACUGCAAAUGAUGAAAUUUUUGCUCAUAAGAUACUUUCCCAAAACAUCAAGGACGUUUGGACUAAUGAUAUUUUCAAAAGAUAAUAAAAACUUGUUUUACAAGAUGAUAAUAGAAAAUAUGAAUACGCGAGAAAAGAAUAACAUUCAUCGUCCCGAUCUGAUUAAUUUGUUAAUGCAAAUCAGAAAGGGUGAACUUCACCAUGAAGACGGUAACGAUGAUGCUGAACAUGAAUCAAUUGCUGCCGUUAAAGAGGAAAUACACAACCAUGGAAAUAUUUCGGCAAAGAAACUAUGGACAGACAACGAAAUUAUUGCGCAAUGUUUCUUAUUCUUCAUAGCUGGAUUUGAAACGAGCUCAGCUACUCUUCGCUAUUUAGCUUACGAGUUGGCUACCAAUCCUGAAGUCCAGGAGAAAUUAGUCACUGAGAUUGAUAAACUUCAUGAAAACUUAGACGGAAGCCACUUGUCUUAUGAGAAAAUCCAGUCACUCAAGUACCUGGACAUGGUGAUAUCUGAAACCCUUCGAAAGUGGCCAGCAGCAUUCACUACUGACCGACAAUGUAGUAAAGACUUUACCUACAAGGGAGAUGAUGGUCUCGAAUUCAAUUUGGAAAAGGACAUGGUUAUUUGGAUACCAAUAUAUGGACUUCACAUGGAUCCGAAAUAUUAUCCGGAACCAGAAAAGUUUGACCCGGAACGAUUUGAUGAGAGUAACCGCCACAAUUUGAAUUUAAACGCCUACUUACCAUUUGGAAUUGGGCCGAGAAAUUGCAUUGGAUCACGUUUUGCACUCAUGGAGAUGAAAAUCGCAAUUUAUUAUCUUCUGUUGAAAUUCACUUUUGAGGUCGGUCCAGAAACGCAAGUUCCAUUGAAACUGAAGAGGACUCCUAAUGGUCUGCAGCCUGAUGUUGAUGUCAAAUUACGCUUGCAACCCAGGCAUGUUUAAUAACACAGUAUGAUCACAGUAAUAAAGGAUAAACCUUUUUUAUCGUACCUCAAGAAGGGAGAACUGUAGUCUCGUUGUUGAAAAGACGGUCAAUUGAAACCCCUUUGAAGAUAGUCCAAAUCGCAGGGAAUUUCUCAAGUUCAUAAUUUUUUAUUUGUCCUUUAAACUGAUUUCUUAGUCCUAGGCCUUAGUACCUUUGUAUUCGUCUCAAGACUGUUUUUAUGAAUUAUUAGACAUUUGUCUGGUAAGCUAACCUGUGUUCAGUUCGCAUGUGGUUAACGAAUGCUGAAUUUGGGCAUUUCGAACAAAAUAAUAUUACACAAAAAUUUUUGUAGAUCCUUUUGGUGAAAUUCCCUGACACAAUAAUUAAUAAAAUUUUCGAUAUCUA
Molecule: messenger RNA, 2172 nt
Organism: Hermetia illucens (black soldier fly)
Lineage: Eukaryota; Metazoa; Arthropoda; Insecta; Diptera; Stratiomyidae
Product: probable cytochrome P450 9f2
Exons: 3
Coding region: 189-1784 (531 amino acids)
Molecular function (GO): monooxygenase activity; iron ion binding; heme binding
Source: RefSeq, a predicted model, not a curated record